Messenger RNA from Dracunculus medinensis (Guinea worm), 618 nucleotides. The record is from the annotation of a GenBank genome assembly. Lineage: Eukaryota; Metazoa; Nematoda; Chromadorea; Rhabditida; Dracunculidae.
GCUCCAUGGGUCGAUUCAAUUUAUUCAUAUAUACCUGUUGUGCUAAAUCAAAAUAUUAAUUUAACUUGCAAAUAUAAUGCAGAACCGCCACCACAGAUUGAUUGGUACUUCAAUUCCAAUAAUAUAAAUAUCAUGAAUGACCGUUUUAAAAAUGUCGUUUAUUAUGGAACACGACAAGAAAAUUAUAGUGAAGCGAUUUUAGCCAUUCAGAAUAUUCAAGAAGACAACUUUGGUGAUUUUAAAUGUAAAAUUUCGAAUAAUUUAGGAACUGCCGAGAAAACAAUUCAUGUCAGCGGUCGGCCCGGUCCACCAUCUUUAAAUGUCACUGGUACAACCGUUUAUUGGACCGUACAGUCUAUUGAUCCUGUUCUAGAAUAUAAGAUUUUUUAUCGUCUUCCGCACGAUGAUACGUGGCAGUUCUUCAAGUAUAAAAGAGCUGAAAAAGAAGACCAGCAUGGUGACAAAUGGAUGAAAAGCGAAGAUUUGUCAUGGCUUGAUCCCGGCGUUGAAUAUCAAGUACAACUGCAAGCACGAAACGCACUUGGUUGGGGCUCCCUGGCUCGAUCUUAUGUUACCCUUAGAUUGCCUGAAAAGGAAAAGAAGCAAAUAAGACGUUAG